Molecule: messenger RNA, 1642 nt
Organism: Hibiscus syriacus
Lineage: Eukaryota; Viridiplantae; Streptophyta; Magnoliopsida; Malvales; Malvaceae
Product: abscisic acid 8'-hydroxylase 4-like
Exons: 9
Coding region: 20-1468 (482 amino acids)
Biological process (GO): sterol metabolic process
Molecular function (GO): (+)-abscisic acid 8'-hydroxylase activity; heme binding; iron ion binding
Source: RefSeq, a predicted model, not a curated record
GUGAAGUUUUGUUUCUCCAAUGGAAACUAGUGUUUUUAUUUUACUAUACGUGAUUCUGUUUCUCUCUACUCUUCUUUCAUACCCAUUUCUAAGGAAGAAAAAGAGAGGGUUUCGUGUGGGAAGAUCUAAGCUUCCAGCAGGUUCAAUGGGUUGGCCAUAUAUUGGAGAAACUCUUCAACUUUACUCUCAAGACCCAAAUAUAUUCUUUCUUACAAAACAAAGAAGAUAUGGAGAAAUAUUCAAAACCCAUAUACUUGGAUGUCCUUGUGUCAUGCUGACUAGCCCUGAAGCUGCAAGGUUCGUGCUGGUGACUCAUUCUCAUUUGUUCAAACCGACUUACCCCAAAAGCAAAGAGAAGAUGAUCGGCCCUUGUGCGCUCUUCUUUCACCAAGGCCAAUACCACACUCGGCUAAGGAAGUUGGUUCAAAGCUCGAUGUCCCCUGAUGCCAUCCGGAAGCUUAUCCCUGAUAUCGAAUCCAUAGCCCUCUCUGCCUUGGACUCAUGGGCUGCCUCUGCACAAGUUAUUGACACCUUUAACGAGAUGAAGAAGUUCUCUUUCGAUGUCGGCAUCCUUUCCAUUUUUGGUCACUUAGAAGAAGGCUACAAACAGAAGUUAGAGCAGAACUACAGGAUAGUGGAUAAAGGUUACAACUCUUUUCCUACCAAAAUUCCUGGGAGUGCAUAUCACAAAGCACUCCAGGCGAGGGAAAGGCUGAAUCAGAUUCUAGGUGAAAUAAUUUGUGAGAGAAAGGAGAAAAGGUUGGCGGAGAAGGAUCUUUUGGGACAUUUGUUGAACUUCAAGGAUGAGAAGGGGCAAACUUUGACUGAAGAUCAAAUUAACGAUAACAUCAUUGGAGUACUUUUUGCUGCACAAGACACCACAGCCAGUGUUAUAACAUGGAUCCUCAAAUUCCUCCAUGAUGACCCCAAGCUUCUAGAAGCUGUUAAGGCAGAGCAAAAGGCUAUAUACCAGUCAAACAGUGGAGGAAAGGGGCAUCUAACAUGGGCACAAACAAGGAACAUGACUCUUGCACAUAGGGUUUUAAUAGAGAGCUUGAGGAUGGCAAGCAUCAUAUCUUUCACAUUCAGGGAAGCAGUAGUUGACGUGGAGUACAAGGGAUACCUAAUACCCAAGGGUUGGAAAGUGAUGCCAUUGUUCAGGAAUAUUCAUCAUAAUCCAGAAUACUUUUCUGAUCCUCAGCACUUUGAUCCAUCUAGAUUUGAGCGGGCAGCUCCAAAACCCAAUACCUUCAUGCCAUUUGGCAAGGGUGUCCAUGCCUGUCCAGGCAACGAACUAGCCAAGCUGGAGGCCCUUAUUUUCAUCCAUCAUCUAGUAACAAAGUUCAGGUGGGAGGUGGUGGGCUCUAAAAGUGGGAUCCAAUAUGGUCCAUUCCCAGUACCUCAAGGAGGACUACCAGCCAGAUUUUGGAAAGAAUCCAGUUGUCCUUCCCAAAAUAUGUGCCCUUAAGUUACAAGCUUGGGAAAAAACCCAUCUAGCAGAGCAGCACCCAGAAAUUCUCUGCCCCUAACCAAAACCCUGUUAUUUUUCAUCACGGGGUUUCUAGAUUCAUAUAAGAUUUCACCUUCAUUUACUAUAAUUAUUAACUUCUUGUAAUUUUUGCAGUUAGUAACUUCUUUUCUU